AUGUCCUCCCUCCUGUCGCUACCAAAUCCACGAGACUACGAUGUUGAUUUCGUCCUAGGUUUUGUGUCCACGAAGCCGACAGAGUUGCCAGGAUACUAUGCACCCUGGUGCGAACUCCUCUUGGAUCUGCCGCAUCUGCUUCAGGCUAAGACCCUUAAGGCCCAGGUCAACAAUCUCGAAACACUCGCCACUGACCAUCUCCUGACCUCGGCGCACUGGCAACGUGCAUAUGUUGUCCUGGGCUUUUUGACCCAGGGCUUCGUCUGGCAGGAAAAAAGCAGGCCUUCACAAGUCAUUCCGGCUAGUCUCGCCGAGCCUUUUCUCGACGUCUGUAACUACCUCGGGAUGAAACCCGUUCUCAGUUAUGUCGGACUGUGCCUGUGGAACUGGAUGCAAAGAGAAGAGGAUAUCCGGUCGCCCCCGUUGCAUGCUCUGGCCAACUUUCAGGACAUCAAGUCUUAUGCUUCUUUUACGGGCACGAGGGACGAAGAUGCGUUCUAUCUAGUGCCAGUAAUGGUCGAGGCUCAGGGCGCCAAGCUCAUCAAGUUGAUGCUGGAUACAAUCGCCGCAGACCAAAAUGGCGAAAUACUAGACUUGGUGUCCAGCUUGGAUGUUUGUGUGACAACACUGACGACGAUGAGGGAAUCCUUAUCUGUCUUAGACCGGUAUUGUGAACCAAUAUUCUUCUUCGAACAGAUACGCCCAAUGCUCGGAGGUAGCGUGGGUGCAGAAGAAAAGGGACUCCCGGAUGGUGUCGCACUUGAACGAAGUGACGGAUCGCGAAUCGUCGUCAAGUGCGCUGGGGGCAGUGCCGGACAGAGCUCUCUCUUUCAGUUUCUCGAUCACAUGUUUGGCGUUCGCCACGAAUCCAAAAUGCUGCUUGAGAUGAGGGCCUACAUGCCAAAGAAGCACAGGGAAUUUCUCGAAGCGGUUGAACUCAUGCCUUCGUUGCGGGACAUGGUUGAGCGACGCCCGGAAGACCAGGACUUACGUUGUGCCUUCCACGGCGUCAUCGAUGCGUUCCAGAAGUGGAGAACGAAGCAUGUCAUCCUCGUGUCGAGGUUUGUUGUCCAACCCGCCGCAGCUGUGGCGAAGGGCAGGCCUGCCGGGCAGCAGAGAGGCACAGCUGGCUCGCAGCCGAUGCCAUUUUUGAAACAAUACAGGGACGAGACCGUCUUUAGGCUUCAAACUUGA
Fonsecaea multimorphosa CBS 102226 is the source of this 1194-nucleotide messenger RNA. RefSeq lists its product as uncharacterized. The transcript has a single exon. Gene Ontology annotation, biological process: 'de novo' NAD+ biosynthetic process from L-tryptophan. Gene Ontology annotation, molecular function: indoleamine 2,3-dioxygenase activity; metal ion binding; heme binding. Bases 1 to 1194 code for a protein of 397 amino acids. The record is from RefSeq and is a predicted model, not a curated record. Lineage: Eukaryota; Fungi; Ascomycota; Eurotiomycetes; Chaetothyriales; Herpotrichiellaceae. Gene Ontology annotation, cellular component: cytoplasm.